Messenger RNA from Hydractinia symbiolongicarpus, 780 nucleotides. RefSeq lists its product as uncharacterized. The record is from RefSeq and is a predicted model, not a curated record. Lineage: Eukaryota; Metazoa; Cnidaria; Hydrozoa; Anthoathecata; Hydractiniidae. Gene Ontology annotation, cellular component: nucleus. The coding region runs from base 1 to 780 and encodes 259 amino acids. Gene Ontology annotation, molecular function: DNA binding. The transcript has a single exon.
AUGUAUAAAAAACAAUUGGGUCCUAUCCGUACUGUCCUGAUUGAAGUACAAGAAACUGAUCUGGAAUCAUAUAUACUUGCUCUAGACAAUUCUUUUUAUGGACUAUCCAUAAAUAAACCAAGAAGGGUUAUAUAUAAAUAUGGUGAAAGGAAUAAAAUUAAGCACCCUUUUAAUAAAGCUCAUCAAAUGGCAGGAGGUGAUUUUGUGUCACGUUUUCUUAAACGCCGGCAGACAUUGUCAUUACGAAAACCAGAGGUUGUUUCAUUGACUAAACAAAACCUCCACCCAUAUUUUGAAAAUCUUAAAACAGUCUUAGAAAAAAUUAACAUUACGCCACACCGAAUAUUUAAUGUCGAUGAAUCUGGUUUAACAUGUGUUCAUAAACCAAUAAAGGGCAAGCGAGUUGUAGCUACCGCAACAAGUGGCAAAAGAGGUGUAACGACUACCGUUGUUUGUUGCAGUGCUACGGGCAGUUAUGUUCCACCAAUGAGGACUUUCAAAUGUAAAAGAAAAAGGCCAGAUAUAACAGAAGGUGCUCCAGUUGGAACACUAAAUGAAGUUUCUUAUAGCGGGUUGAUAAAUACAGAAUUGUUUAUGGCCUACCUUAAGAAUUUUGCUGAGCAUACUAAACCGACAAAAGAUGAUUGUGUCCUUUUAAUUUUAGAUGGGCACAGAAGCCAUACAAAAAAUAUUGCACUUAUAGAUUUUGCACGAGAUAAUGACAUUGAGUUUGUAUCCCUUCCACCACACACCUCGCAUAAAUUGCAGCUUCCUAAUUAG